AUGGCAUCGAUGGAGAACGACCGAGUUUCGGAGACUGAAAAGGGCAUGGAAGGAGCAGAGUCAGACGAUGACAGCCCCUCUGAUGAGUCGGAGCCAGAGGAGGAGGUGAAGCCGCAGCAGUCCAUGCCGCAGAAGACCGUUGAGCAACGACUGGAAGAAGUAGUGGAGCUAUUGAGAGUCGACAGCAAAAACUGGAACACCACCAGCGACGCCGACAAGAGGUGUCUGUUCGGAAGGACAACACACUCUUCCGGACCCACAGCGUUGCACAUCCUAGCUGACAAGAAACUUCUUGAGAAAGACGACUUCAAGGACCUGGUGAAGUACCUGGUGAGAUCUGAUCGAAAUUUGCUGCUGGAAGUCGACGAUAACACUGGUUACACGCCUUUACACUUGGCGAUUUACCGGAGAAUCAGGUCGAUGAUCAAGUGGAUUUGUGCUGCUUGCGACGAGAUUGAUGCGGCGCGGGAAGCAAAGGGCAAGGGGUACAUUGAUGCGGUGCUGAGAAAGAAAGGGACGCUGUUGAAGAGAAACUGCAUCCACCUCGCCAUCGACUACGCGAAGUCUGGCAAGGACAAGACAGCGAGUCUGGUUGACAUGGCAUCGGCAAAGACUCUGGCUGACAAAGAUGAGAAUGGCAACACGCCACUUGCCCUGGCCGUCGAGUACAAAAGAUGCAAUGAGGGCCAGAUCAAGCUCGUCGAAGCCACUGUAGAAAGGUCAGACCACUUCAUUCGGAGCGAUCCAUCACACGACUUCAAUGAGAAGUAUCAGUCGCCCUACAUGUACCAUAUCGCCACAGCACCUGCCGAGAGGUCCAAGGUUGCACCAGCAGAGCCUGUGGCGAUGGUAGACCAACAGCAAAGACGACCAGAGCCAGGCCCGCGAUCGCACAUGCCGAAAGCCAAUAUUGCUGCUUCCAUGGCGAACGCUCACCCGAGCAGGCCCGAUGCAAUGGGAAAGGCUGGGAUGGUUCCGCAGGGCAAAGAUGGGCCGGAGAGGGUUCAGCCUCCAGAUACGGGGGCAAUCUCAAAAACGGCUAGUGAUGCCAACGACAGGCACACCAACGAAGUCAGGGAAUUCUUGAAGAAUCAUUAUCUACGUUCGAGGGACCAGGACGUUGCACUGGAGAUAUUGUACGGCAAGAACCCAAAAUCUGAAAAAGCCAUAUCCUUCGAACUGAGUGGAUAUGAAACGCUGACGAAGAACGAAAUCAAACAGCACAUCUCAAUCCUUGAUUUCGAGAACAUUCUACAAUACGUGGACGUUCCCAUGAUCUCCUCGACCGAGCAAGUUGCACAGCAAAGAUCUAAAGCCCACCGAGCCCGUAUUACGGAUCAGCAGGACGGAGAAGGUCGCUCAGAUGUCCAGACCGUUUUUGAGUUGUUGAGACACAUCGCAGUUCACGUCCAGCAAGGGUGUCUUGAACUCCAUCAACGAGUCGAGGAAAGCAUCAAGGCAUUCCGUGAUAGGCUCAUCAAUCACACCGCACGUGCCAAAGCCUCGGAAAUCCUCGGAGAGCUCCAAGAGGAGAUGGACAAGCAAUUCAACAACCAAUCCAGCAGCAGGAAGCUAAAAGAGGGUGUAAAGGAGCGCUUGGCUGAGACGGGCAAGGACUUCAGAGACGCGCUCCAGAUUGAGUUAGCCAAGGCAAUUGCCCAAGUCUGCCGUGCAAAGACUGAGACACCAAAGGACCAUGGAAAGCAGGAGAAGAAGGUGGCGGUGGACAAGGCCAAGCAAAGCAUCAAGACGUUUGUGUCAAGCGAGAAAAAGAAAGAGUCAGAUGACGACAUCUACACCACCUUAAAGCAGGCGAAGCAGAGGGCCAAGAUGCAGGCCAAAGAAAUCGCACUGGCUAUGGCGCCUCCAUACUUUGACCUCGACAUCGAAGUAAACUACCCAGGAGGCUCGCGCCGCACGUACAACAACACCGCACAGUCCGCAGACGGUUAUCUGGAACAGCCACAGAAGCACGAGUGGAUCCAGUGCAUGACCGAAUUUCGACAAUUGCUAUACAAUGCCGAGAAGAGCUUUUGUACGACCAACGAGAACAAAGAGCUCUUGAAAAAGGCUGUGGAUGAAACAGGCGGUCGGAUCACAGUCGCACUCAUCGACGACGGCAUCGAAGUCACCGAGAUUCGAUUCGACAAGUCAAUUGUGAUAACGGUCAGGAGUUUCUAUCCGAAGCCGCAGGAGAGAACCUCGGACAAGAGCACAUACCUACCUUGGUACCUUUCGAGCAAGGGUCACAGCACUAUCAUGGCCAGUCAGAUUCAUCGCAUAGCGCCCAAGGCAAACCUUUGCUUUUUGAAGUUGCAGGACUCUUACCACCCGCAAUCUAACAAGAGACAGAUCACCAUCAAGAGCGCAGCCCAGGCCAUUCGCGAAGCCACGCGGCGCAAAACCGAGCGCGAGCAGCAGGAUCUGAAGGAACUCGAGGCAGCCAUCGCGGAGUCGUCAGCGGUAGCUCGGUUUCCACUGCGCUCGCCGCCGGACUGGCAGCCUUGA
Molecule: messenger RNA, 2508 nt
Organism: Diaporthe citri
Lineage: Eukaryota; Fungi; Ascomycota; Sordariomycetes; Diaporthales; Diaporthaceae
Exons: 3
Coding region: 1-2508 (835 amino acids)
Biological process (GO): proteolysis
Molecular function (GO): serine-type endopeptidase activity; protein binding
Source: RefSeq, a predicted model, not a curated record